AUGGAACAGACAGCAAAGAGGAAACUAGUGGCAGAUGGAGAGAUCCGGUAUAGUCUGCUCGCUAAUGCCCUCUUUAGUGAUGACACAGAUCUGAAGAGCAUCUCCCGUGUACACGUCUCUCUCUGCGGCGGAGAUGAACACAUCUUUGACCAGCUGGACGGCCUUUUCCUGAGUCAGGGGAACGUGCUGCACACCCUCCAUGUUCUUAAAACCAAUCUAGGCAGCAAAGAUGAGGCCCAGUGCUUUUGUGUGCACACACCUGUCGGUAUGGAGUCCAUGCCCACGCAGAAGGUGUGGUACCCUCUGUCACACAUGUCGCAGAACAUCAUCUCGUCCUCGUGGUGGGGCUGCUGGCACACGGUGCAGGUUUUGCACUCCAUGCACUGCCAGCGCGUACCCAAGCUCUUGGCUGAAGGUGUCACAGCUUCGGGAACUGUCCCCUGA
Messenger RNA from Menidia menidia (Atlantic silverside), 444 nucleotides. The record is from the annotation of a GenBank genome assembly. NCBI's taxonomy places the organism in Eukaryota, Metazoa, Chordata, Actinopteri, Atheriniformes, Atherinopsidae.